AUGACGACCCGGAGAUUGCAAAUGAUGUUUUUUGUGGCUGUGGUUUUAAUCUGUCUUGCUUUGAAUGAUAUUCAAGCGAUGCGAAUAAAGCGAGAUGAUGCAGGACAAGAAGAUCACAGGAAUGAGACAGAUGUAAAUCACGACAAGCAUCAAGAACAUGGCCAUGAACAUCAAAACGAUUCCAAUCAUGAGCAUCACAAUUGUUCUGGAAGCCAUGAAAGUCAUAGCAAAGAACAUCAUGACGAGGAUCAUCAUCAUGAAAAGAAAAUACAUUAUUACUGUAAAUGCCAUAGUCAUCAUGACAAUGACACGGAGAGCCAUGAACAUGAACAUGAACAUACUCAUAAAAAUGACACAGAAAUUCAUGGAGAUAAUUAUCAUCAUCAUAAAGGUACUCAUGAACAUCUAGGUAAUCGUUCGGAUAGUAGUGAACAUAAUCACGAUUGUCAAUGCCACUGUCAGUGUCCGAAACAUAAAGGAAGCUAUGAUAAGGAGCAGGAAGAUAAGGAACACAAAAAGAAGGGAAGUGGUGAACACUGUCACUGUUUCUGUCAUCAUCAUGGAGAUGAGGAACAGAUGGAAUCAGAUCAGAAGGAACAACACGAUAAGGAUCAACAUGUCAACGAGGAUAGUAAGGAGCACAAAAUCAAAUUUCAAGCGAAACUUGAGAUUAUUGUCACCAAUCUUCCAAUGACAUUAUUUUGUUUUUCAGAAGAGUCCGAAGAAAAAGAACACAAGGAGGAAAAAGUAGCAGUAAUAGUAUGUACUGCAAAUUUUUACGCGGAGUUCAAGAAUGAUUUCCGUACAGACUUUUCAACGCCAAUGUCAAAAUCAUGGUCGGAAAGAGAAUACUAUCGAAGAUUUUAUAACUUAACAUCUGAUCCAUAUACGAUAGUACUUUUUGGUGAAAGCAUCGAUGGAAGUUCGAUGCUACGACCUGAUAAGUUUAUUGCCAUGGAACAAGAAGCAGAACGCGGAUUACGUAUGCAUUUGGUUGGUGACGGAUUUCAGAAUAAAACGCUCGGUUCUUAUGUAUACGUUUCUUCAAAACCGUUUUAUGAAGCUAUUUCGGAAGCAAUCAAAAUUCAAUCAAAUGAAAAUGCAGUGCUUGGUUAUCCAACGAUGAAUCUUUACGGUAUCAACUUCACAACCAGGAACGUCUUUCGGCGUUAUAGUAAUGGUUUUGUUGGCAUGCUGAUGUACUUCUUCAUAUUUGUCGAUCACGAGGAUGUUGUUUCAAGUAUAAAACGAACUGAAGUUGAAUGGAGCAAUAAGCUUAAGAAGUCAAGUGAAUCAGGUGUUCGUUUUCGAUUAUUUGGUGACGAAAUUGUAAACAGUGAAAUUUUUGUGGGUUCAGUUGGUUCAUUACCAUAUUUCUUUACCGGUUCAUUUGCAAUGGUCAUUUUUGUAUUUUUAUCAAUUCUCCAUUAUAAUCAGACAUUUUUACAAACGGUUUUUUUGACGCUAUGGACCACAUUUUGUCCAUGCCUGGCUGGCUUAACAUCGGUUGCUAUAUUUUCACUUCUAGGCCGCACACUGAAUUCAUCCAUGCUUAUUACACCAUUCUUGGUUUUGGCUGUUGGCGUAGAUGAUGCAUUUCUGGUACUACACAAAUGGUUCACAUCUGUUGAAUUAGAUCUUUCAUCUCGCUUAACUUCAGUACUUGUAGAAAUUGGUCCAUCUGUGACUCUUACUUCAGUUACAAACAUCUGCGCUUUUAUGGUUGGCAGUUUUCUUUCACCGAAUGCAAUUCGUGAAUUUUGCUACUGUUCUGCUUUGGCACUCACGCUUGAUUGGAUAUUCCAAAUUUUAGUAUUUACUCCUACACUAUUAAAAAUUCACUCUUAUUCAUUCAAUGUUUCAAGGAAAAGCAACAAAAGGCGCAAAUCACCUUUGAAAAGCUACUGUGAAUUUUUAAUGCAUCCUGUCACCAGGAUUAUUUUGCUGUGUAUUCUCAUUCCCUUUUGGAUCUGUAGUAUAUAUCUUGCGCUUCGAAUGGAAGAAAAUUUUACACCACAAAAAACAUUCCGAUCAGAUUCUUUUCUCACGGAUUCAUUGCCAACUCUUGAAAAUGCUUUUAUGGAGCAUGAACUCUUUCCUGUCUUUGUGAAACAAAUUCCAAACAGGACGACAGAAUUAUUAAAUAUUGUGACGCAAGUACAUAAUCUUGAUUGCUUGUGUCCAAAUUACAAAACUUGGAUUGAAGAAUAUGCUGCUCUAUAUGGUCAUACAAAUGGCACUACUGAGAAAUUUUUUGAAAAUAUUAUGAAAUAUCUAGAUUAUAAUCCUGAACUGGCAAAGAAUUUAGUUUUGCGAUUUGAUAGCAGUGGAAUUGCCACAGUUGACAAAUUAUCCUUCGACUUGUGCAUCCAUGGAUACGGUAAUUGGCGUGAUCGAGCUUUUAUUCAUGAACAGAUCCGGAAAAAGAUGCCUGAAGAAAUGAUGGUAUACGCUUACGACUGCACUCUAUUUGAUAUCAUAUUGACAGCUCGAGAAACGAUGCUUCAAUCAUGUGUUAUAACAUCCAUCUCUAUGCUUGUCCUUUGCUCACUUUUCAUUCCAAGCGCUCGAGCAACUGCUUUUGUCCUCCUCUCCAUGAUUUCAGUCACUACAGGGAUAGUGGGCGGUUUAAGUGCAUGGGGCGCUGAUAUGGAUAUUAUUGUAACUAUUAGCAUUGUGAUGGCAAUUGGCUUGACAAUUGAUUAUGCAGCACACAUAAAUUACCAUUAUUUUGUAACGAAUGCGAUGCUACCUCCUAUAGAUCGAAUGUCCUCUUCACUACAAGCUAUCACUUAUGCCACCGCUCAGAUGGCCCUUAUUGGUGAAUGCGUCCAGCCUGGCUGUUCGAUGCUUAAGGAUGAAUAUAUAACAGAAAUGAAAAAUGAAGCGAUCCGCGGUCUUCAGACCGUUCUUCCACCGCAUGAUUUCUAUAAUUCACAUUUUCAAUCCCUACAAAAGUUUUUAAUUUACUCAAGCGAAAUCCAUUUUUCAUUAUUAGAGAAGGGUGUUAAUCCAAAGGUGAAGCUGUACUUAUUGGGCGAUGAAUUGGUCAACUACGAAAUACAAAAGGCAGCCCUUUCAACCAUUUUCUAUUUUACCAUCGGAGCUUCACUGAUGAUAGCUGUUGUAUAUGUCAUCAUACGGCAAUAUGGACAGAAGCGAAAUGUGAAUAUAUUAUUAACAUUCAUGACAAUUUUUUGUCCAACGCUGGCUGGUACAGCCGUAUUUGGUUUGCUAUCGUUAAUGGAUCUGCACAUCAACAGCAUGAUGUUUGUUUCAUUUUAA
Acanthocheilonema viteae is the source of this 3285-nucleotide messenger RNA. NCBI's taxonomy places the organism in Eukaryota, Metazoa, Nematoda, Chromadorea, Rhabditida, Onchocercidae. The record is from the annotation of a GenBank genome assembly.